AUGCGGUGCUCCAUCGCUGCAUUGUCUCUUGUUACUCCAGCGCUGGCGCUGCCAACACUUUCCUUACUAAACGGAGGUCUAUUUGGUGGACAUCAUCUGCUUGGUGAUAUCUUCUCGCACGGUCACAACGGUGGCUCAUCUUAUACCGAAGCACCAGCAUACGACAGUGGCUCGUCUGCGUCCGAUUCUAGUUUUACACCUACAGACGAUGAAGCGCCUGGCUAUAACAGCGGGACUAUCUCUGAUGAACAAGGAUCCGCAAACGGGAACAUAGCUCCUCAAGGAAGCGGUGUGUCUUCUUCUAUAGUUGAUGCAGCUUCUGCAUCUAUACAAGCGCCUUCUAGCGCCGCAUCUGCCGCAUCUCUCGCAUCUCUUGGAUAUGGGGUCACUUCUUAUAGUGUGGCUUCUUCACAAACGGUCACAAUCUCGAGCGGUGUUUCGACAGCCGACAGCACUGCUUCGACGACUUCACCAGUUGGGAACUUUACUCCCGAUAGCGAACAGACCUGCGAAAGUCCCAGCAUCAUCGGCUGCAAGACAGCAUCCGACUCUUCAGCUGCCGAAGUUGCAGCAGAUAGUGGAGGCGUAUACGACUUCGUGAUCGUUGGCGGCGGUACGGCUGGCCUGGUCAUCGCGAAUCGAUUGUCUGAAAACUCAUAUACAUCUGUCGCGGUCAUUGAGGCUGGUGAUUUGGUCUUCGACAACAAGAAUGUGACCGACGUGUAUGGCUAUGGGCUGUCUUUUGGAACGGACAUUGACUGGCAAUACGAAAGUGCACCACAGGCAUAUGCUGGAAACAAAACUCAGACACUGAGAGCCGGCAAGGCACUGGGUGGAACAAGUACCAUCAACGGCAUGGCGUACUUGCGUGCCCAGAAAGCUCAAAUCAACGCUUGGGAGCAUCUCGGAAACGUAGGCUGGAACUGGGAGAGCUUGUUGCCAUUCUACAAGCGUAGCGAGAGAUUUCAAAUUCCGACCGAGGAUCAGUGUUUAAAUGGGGCCGCCUACGAUAUUGAGGUCCAUGGCACCACUGGACCUCUCAAGACUGGUUGGAACACUGGACUUCUGGGUAAGAGCGUUACCUCGCUGAUCAACGCGACAUACACAUCACUUGGACUGCCAUACAGAGCAGAAUCCAAUGGUGGCGAUAUGCGUGGCUUCACUCGCUACCCAGCGACCGUUGAUCGAGAGCUUAACGUUCGUGAAGACGCCGGUCGUGCCUACUAUCUGCCUAUCCAGAAUAGAACUAAUCUGGACCUCUAUACAAACUCCUUCGUGCAGCGCAUCACUUGGGAUGAGACCUCAACAAACUCAACACCUCGAGCUGAUGGAGUACAAUUUACUGAUUCUGCUGGAAAGCGCAGAACAAUCAGUGCUAAGAAGGAGGUGAUCCUGUCUGCUGGCGCUCUGAGAUCGCCCCUAAUUCUCGAGUUAUCCGGCAUCGGCAACCCUGCUAUUCUAGAGCAACAUGGUAUCGAUGUCAAAGUCGAUCUCCCUUUCGUAGGAGAAAAUCUCCAGGAUCAGACUACUGGUGCUGGAGUGUAUAGCUCCAACACCAGCUUCUCGGGUACUGCAGAUUACGUCGGCCACUUCAGCGUCGGGGAUAUCUUCGGGAACGACACAUAUGACUUGAACUGUACGGUCAGAGACUCGCUACUCCAAUACGCCGCCACCGUUGUUGAAGCUUCAGGUGGCAUUCUCGACCAGAAAGUCAUGGAGAAACUGUUCAUGAUCCACUACGACCUCAUCUUCAAAGAUCAGAUUCCAAUCUCGGAAAUUUUGGUCAGUCCUGGUGAGAAUCAGAUGGCUUUCUCGUACUGGGGUCUGCUGCCGUUCUCUCGUGGUAAUGUCCACAUCCAGUCCAACAACUCCACAACUCCGGCAGCUAUCAACCCGAACUACUUCCAGCUCGACUACGAUCUCAAGCAGCAGAUCGGUACCGCCAAAGCCGUGCGGAAACUGGCUGGCUCUGAGGCUCUAUGUGAUGUUGUCACCGAGGAACUCAGCCCUGGGCUCCAAAGUGUGCCCCUGAACGCUUCUAAUGAGACAUGGGCUCAAGCCAUUAAAGAUGGUUAUCGCUCAAACUAUCAUUAUAUUGCUACUGCUGCCAUGAUGGCCCAAGAUCUUGGUGGCGUGGUCGAUACCGAUCUUCUGGUGUAUGGUGUUGACAACGUGCGUGUCAUUGAUGCAUCUGUUAUUCCCUUCCAGGUCUGCGGUCAUCUUACUGCGACCGUUUAUGCGAUUGCGGAAAAGGCUGCUGAUGCCAUCAAGAGCCGCUAUUACUGA
Molecule: messenger RNA, 2286 nt
Organism: Aureobasidium subglaciale EXF-2481
Lineage: Eukaryota; Fungi; Ascomycota; Dothideomycetes; Dothideales; Saccotheciaceae
Product: GMC oxidoreductase
Exons: 4
Coding region: 1-2286 (761 amino acids)
Molecular function (GO): flavin adenine dinucleotide binding; oxidoreductase activity, acting on CH-OH group of donors
Source: RefSeq, a predicted model, not a curated record